AUGGCUAAUUCUGCUCGUCUUCUCGUUUUACCUCUCUUCAUUGCACUGUCACUUUCAUGCAUGAAUGUAGCUCAAGGGGCGGGGACGGCUCGCCGUCUCUUGCAGGAAACGACGACGACCCCACCAAUAUUUCCAAAUUUGCCUCCCUUUCGUGGCUUCCAGUUUCCUCCUUACAGCGGACCUUACCCGGAAUAUAGGUUGCCGCCAUUUCCAGGUAUUUCGAACGUCCCUCCUUCAGCACCUGGCUUUCCUGGCUCUUCAGCACCUGGCUUUCCUGGCUCUUCAGCAUCUGGCUUUCCUGGUUUCCCUUCGUUCCCUGCUCCACCAACAUUGCCCAACACUACCCCUUGA
Gossypium arboreum is the source of this 351-nucleotide messenger RNA. RefSeq names its product U1 small nuclear ribonucleoprotein C-like. The coding region runs from base 1 to 351 and encodes 116 amino acids. NCBI's taxonomy places the organism in Eukaryota, Viridiplantae, Streptophyta, Magnoliopsida, Malvales, Malvaceae. The transcript has a single exon. The record is from RefSeq and is a predicted model, not a curated record.